CUGGCCGAGGGCCGCCAGCUGCCAGAAUGGACAUGGCGGCCGGACGCACCGGAGUUAUGCUGGCUGCCCUUGGUGUGCUUAUUGUCUGUGUGGCCAAUGGCUCUGGGCCUGUGGCUGAAGGAGAGACGAGCGGGGAGGUGGAGUGGGUGGAACCAUGGGACGGCUCUGUUUUCCGGCCGCCCUCGGCCCUGGGCGCGGUGGGGGUGGCGCACAGAACCGGGAGCCCGCACCUGGGAAGGCAGGAGACAGCGGACUUGCCGGUGCUGCUCUGGUGGAGCCCUGGACUAUUUCCCCACUUUUCAGGCGACUCGGAGCGCAUCGAGUGCGCGCGCGGCGCGUGCGUGGCGUCCCGCGACCGACGAAAGCGGGGGAACACGCAGACGCGUGCGCUGCUCUUCUACGGCACCGACUUCCGCGCGUCUGACGCGCCGCUGCCGCGCCUGGCACACCAGAGCUGGGCGCUUUUACACGAGGAGUCGCCCCUCAACAACUUCUUGCUGAGCCACGGCCCGGGCAUCCGCCUCUUCAAUCUUACCGCCACCUUCAGCCGUCACUCGGACUACCCCCUACCACUGCAGUGGCUGCCCGGGACCUCCUAUCUGCGCCGCGCGGCGCCUCCUCUCCAGGAGCGUGCGGAGUGGCGCCGUCGCGGCUACGCACCACUGCUCUAUCUGCAAUCCCACUGCGAUGUGCCGGCGGACCGGGACCGCUACGUGCGCGAGCUCAUGCGCUACAUCCCGGUGGACUCCUACGGCAAAUGCCUGCAAAAUCGGGAGCUGCCCACCGCGCGGUUUCAGGACACGGCCACAGCCACCACUGAGGACCCAGAGCUCUUGGCUUUCUUGUCCCGCUAUAAGUUCCACUUGGCCCUCGAAAAUGCCAUCUGCAACGACUACAUGACAGAAAAACUGUGGCGCCCGAUGCAUCUGGGUGCUGUUCCGGUGUACCGCGGCUCUCCUUCUGUGAGGGACUGGAUGCCGAACAACCACUCCAUCAUCCUUAUUGACGACUUUGAGUCCCCUCAGAAGCUGGCAGAAUUUAUUGACUUUCUGGAUAAGAAUGAUGAGGAAUAUAUGAAAUACUUGGCAUAUAAGCAACCUGGGGGCAUCACCAACCAGUUCCUUCUGGAUAGCUUGAAGCAACGGGAAUGGGGAGUGAAUGAUCCUCUACUGCCUAACUACCUGAACGGCUUCGAGUGCUUCGUUUGUGACCACGAACUGACUCGGCUGGACGCCGUGAAAGCCCAUGAACACUCUCCUGGGGACAUCCCUGUCCCUGAGCCUCACAUUGCCCAACCCGCUCACAUGGACUGCCCAAUGCCCAAACCUGGCUUUGGUAACUUGGAAGAGAUUCCUGAGAAUGACAGCUGGAAGGAGAUGUGGCUGCAGGAUUAUUGGCAAGGUCUGGACCAGGGAGAAGCUCUCACUGCCAUGAUCCACAACAAUGAAACUCAGAAGAGUAAAUUUUGGGAUUACCUGCAUGAGAUCUUCAUGAAAAGGAACCAAAAUCUCUAACUGCCCUUGUAAGAGCUUUUUACUUGGAAGAUCUAAGGAGAUCUUAUUUUAUCAUGGCAUACUUUCUUUUUUCAGUGACAAGGGCUUACUGCAUUGCCCAGGUUGGCCUUGAAUUCCUCCUGCCUCAGCCUCCCAUUUAGCUGAGACUAGAGGCACAUGCCAUUGUGCCCAGACAAACAUUCUCUUAUCAUGGAUUUAGUUAUCUUAAUGGUGUGUGACCAAGGUCUCAACAUGUGGUAAUAGGUCUCCAGGAGAGAUGGAGGCAUCUAGUUCUUGGUUCAUUGGGAAACAGAAGCCUAAAACACCCAUUUGACACAAGGUGCUGGCCCAAAAGAGUUUUUAAAGGACUGUUCACUUCUCUAGCUCUUUCAUCCUCUCAAUUUUGAGGUAAGAUGGGCCAGGUUACUUCUUAAAAUUUCUGUUCUAUUUCCCAAACUCUUCCWUAUUCUGUACCUUUCCCAAUAAUCUCUUUUCCUCAUCUCUUGCUUUAUGAAUUGUUAAGCUGGUAGGGAAGCAAAGCUUCUGGUGUGUUUUAUUCUGGUUUUCUGAGGAAGUUUUUGUUUUGUUUUGGUUGAGUCAGGAUCUCAUUCUGUUGCCUGAGCUGGUCUCAAGUAAACCUCUUAUCUCAGCCUACAAGUAGCUGGGACUACAGGUGCACACCACUGUGUCCAACUCUUGGGGCCAUAUUUUUCAUAUUGUUACAUUACUUUUCACAUCAGAUAGUUUAUUUUAAAUGGCCUUUUUCUAGUUUUAGGUUCUUUCCCACAAUUUCAGAUGGAGAUACAUAAACCUUGCCAUCACUUUUUUACUGCUGAUUUGUUUUUAGGGUACAUCUGGAAUUCUAUUUCAUUUCAUGAAAAGAUUUAGUAGCUGAUACAUGCAGUGUCAAUAAUGUACUGCUCUGAUCUAUUUUAGAUCAAAGAUGGAGACUAAAGUUGGAAAUUAUGGCAGAAAAAGUUGAAUAGCCCAACUUCAUUCAAUCUAUUACUGAUAUCCUUCCAUACAGCUUUGUGGACAGAGAAUUACUGUUUGAUGGAGCGCACCCAAAGCCCUAAACUCAGAGAUGAAGAGGCAAGGCAAGAAAUUUAAGCCAUCACAAGUGGCUGGCUAAAUAAAAACCUUAAAUUUAGGGAUGCAGCCAAGCCCUUCUAUUCCUGUGGCUCAAACAGAUAGUCUAGUGAGUAAGGAGACCAUGAGCUUUCCCUGGAGUAGUGGAACAAAAAAGAAUAUUUUGGAUAUUAGAGCAACUCUGGUUGUAAUAUAUUAACAAAUUACCACUGGACAAGUUCUGUAGCUUAUCACUAUAUCUGAUUAUAAAAUUAUAUCUAUCCAUAUCUAUAUGUAGAUAGGAAGAUAUAUAUGCAUGUUAGAUGCUUCAACAACUAGGUCCCUGUUUAACACUGUAGCAUCUGUGGAUAUGAUCAAGAAAAACUAUAAUUUAGGCUGUAUUUCAUUGCCAAGGUUUUUUUUUUUUUUUUUUUUUUUUUUAAAUGGUGCUGAGGAUUGAAUCCAAGGCUGCGAACAUGCUAAUAAGCAUGAGUUCUGCCUCUAAGCUACACUCCAGCCCUUCAUUUUACACUUAAAAUGAUAAAAGAUGUCCUUUAUCAUAGUAGGAAAAGUUUUCUUAACGUGUUUUGUCUCUUGCAGAAAAGAACAAAAAAAGACCUUCAAAAAUAAAUCUGUUAAAAUUUGAUAUAGUUGGCACCCAUAAAAAACACACAGGACUCUGAUUUCUAAGCUUGCAAUCUGUUUCAGUGCAGAUGCUGAUUCACAUUGCAAAAUACAUAUUGCACAAGUACAAACUUAGGUUAGAACUCAGAUUGCAUUCUGUGCAAUAAAAAGGGUAAGUGAUGGUUAUGCAAGAAGUAGAAUAAUCCCUCCCUCUCCUAACUGCCAGUUCACAUUAGCAUUCCUUUAGCACUUUUAUACACAAAGUAGGCCAUUUGUUUUUGAAUGAUUUGCUGAAGACUCAGGCCUGCUUUGUGCUCAGGUCUUCCCAGACUUUCUUCCCUAUUCCUUUUAACCAUGUAAGUAAUCACAAAAAACAGGGUAAAUCAGGUGCUAUGUUUCUAUAUGGGAAAAACAAAAACAAAAAACUACUAGGAAUGGCACCCUGGUACUUAUCAAUUAAAAGUUUCACUUUCCCUAUGGAGAAAGCAAGCAAUGUUAAUUUUUUUGUGGUUUGGGGCCCAGCUUGCUAUGUAUACAGCAGCAGUAUAUUUGCUGCAGGCUGUGCUUACUGAUGGUAGAAGUGCCUGGUAGGAAUCUUUGUUAUUUACACUGUGCUCUACUGUGGGGGUAGAGCACAAGGUUAAUGUCUUUAUUCCUGCAAGUGUUGCUAUUUUUAUUA
Urocitellus parryii (Arctic ground squirrel) is the source of this 3864-nucleotide messenger RNA. It is a transcript of the gene Pofut4, whose product is annotated as protein O-fucosyltransferase 4. Lineage: Eukaryota; Metazoa; Chordata; Mammalia; Rodentia; Sciuridae. Gene Ontology annotation, molecular function: alpha-(1->3)-fucosyltransferase activity. Gene Ontology annotation, cellular component: Golgi membrane. The record is from RefSeq and is a predicted model, not a curated record.